AUGCCUGCUUCAGAAGACAAGAGCGACGAUGGUCCCCUCAGUACCCCCGACUUUGGCGAUGCGAUUGACUCAGUCACCUUCGGUCAGAUCCUGGAGAUGGAUGAGGACGAGAAUGAUCGCGACUUCAGCCAGUCAAUCGUUUUUGGCUUCUUCGAGCAAGCAGAAGAGACCUUUGAGCAGAUGGACGAGGCCUUAGAGGAGAAGGAUCUCGAGAAGCUGUCAUCGCUCGGCCACUUCCUCAAAGGCUCUUCGGCCACGUUGGGACUCGUCAAGGUUAGAGACAGCUGCGAAAAGAUUCAACGUUACGGCAAGAAGGAAAACGAGGAUGGAACCGCAGAGCCGGACGAGAAGCUGUGCUUGGAGCGCAUUGAGAAGACGCUCAAGGACCUCAAGACGGAGUACGAGGACGCCGAGAAGCUUUUGAAGAAGUUCUUCGGCACCGAAGAAGAAGAAGAAGAAGAAGACUAA
This is a messenger RNA of Colletotrichum acutatum, 468 nucleotides long. Its product is annotated as hpt domain-containing protein. The transcript is spliced from 3 exons. Bases 1 to 468 code for a protein of 155 amino acids. Lineage: Eukaryota; Fungi; Ascomycota; Sordariomycetes; Glomerellales; Glomerellaceae. Gene Ontology annotation, cellular component: cytoplasm; nucleus. The record is from RefSeq and is a predicted model, not a curated record. Gene Ontology annotation, molecular function: protein histidine kinase binding; histidine phosphotransfer kinase activity. Gene Ontology annotation, biological process: phosphorylation; phosphorelay signal transduction system.